AUGUGUGAUUCGUCAAUGUCAGUUGAUGUCUCCUUCAAACUAAGAAGGAUCACCGCUCCACAAUCUCCCAGGGAACUUAAAAAGAGCCAUAGCACCAUAGUGGCUAAACUCAUAGUACUGCACCGGCUAAAACCAAAUAUGACAUCUUCUUGUAUACAUGGCGGAUCUCUUAAGGCGCAAGGAGGUGCAGUUGCACCUCCCCUAGCCGGAAAAUCACCUGGAGAGGCCGUAAUUUGCCCCUUUGAUGAUGCUCACCAUUUGUUCGAUUAA
Molecule: messenger RNA, 270 nt
Organism: Prunus armeniaca (apricot)
Lineage: Eukaryota; Viridiplantae; Streptophyta; Magnoliopsida; Rosales; Rosaceae
Source: the annotation of a GenBank genome assembly